CAGCAGCUCACACAUUUUAAAUCCACCAAACAAACAAACUGAACAUCCGGGAAACGAAACCUGAUCUGCAAAAGACGUGGAAUGUCUUAUUUCUUUUCUUCCGCCCUUCAAACCCGGUAAUGAUGGAGGAGUAAAAAGCGACAGGAUUGGUGGAUGCAGCCAGCAAAGGAGAAAUGUAAACCGCUUGGUUUUGUUGCAUCGGGGGGGUUGAAAACUGAACGCUCCCCUCUUGUUUUUUUUCUUCCUUUCUUCAAUGACAGCAGGAGCCAGCCAGCCAGCCAGCCAGCCGGGCGGUGCGGAGCGGCGCGGUGCGGUGCUGUGCGGUGGGAAAGCUUCCACCGGUACGAGAAGGAUUUCCCGGCAAGUCUGCGAUGCAGUGAAGGGAUAGAAGAUGAAAAUACACAAGAAGGACAAGCAGCAGAUGUUCACUGGUGUCCUGAAGCAUACGCCACCUCCGGCCUCCGCCGCUGCAGCCUCCGCCUCCUCCUCCUCUCUGCCUCGGACCAAAAGAGUCACGCACAAACCACAGUUCCCACGAUCCCGCGGGGCCACCUGGUCCUGGGCCCCAAGGACAAGCUCCGCCUCCUCACCCCCGUGGGCAGCACGGCGGCGCCCAAUCACUGCGCCGGGGCGGCUGGGGCCCCCGCCACUAAGCACUCCGGAGGAGCCGCGAGACCUCCUUCCUCUCUGAGCGAGGAGGACGAUGGAGGAGGAGGAGGAGGAGGAGGAGGCAGGGUUAAGAAGAAACGGAAGAAAAAGGACAAGAGAGAACGGGAGAAAGGAGGAGUGGAGGCGGAGGAAAGGGAAAGCAGCAAACCAAAGAAACGAAAGGAGGAGAAGGUGGCGACGACGACGGUGGUCACGCUGAGGAAGGAGCCCAGGGAGCGAAAGAAGGGCAGGACCAAGGGGGCGGAGCUGAAGAACGUGGCGGUGGGGAAAGCACCCGGGGCCACAGUGGCCCCCGGACCAGCUCAGCUGCCUGUUAAAGUGCCCGGCAAAAGAGGAAGGAAACCCAAGAUCAAAGUCCUACCUCCUGUUCCCCCCAAUCAAGCACCUCCCCCUAUCCAAGGGGUCCACGCUAAGGGGCUGGCGCACAGCGCCCAGAGCCAUGGCAAGAACCAUAGACAGGCCGACAGCAAGACCCCAGUCCCCUCAGCGCCAAAACAGAGGGGCCGCAAACCCAGAGAUCCUGGCGCAGCGCCCGUGGAGAAGAAGAAGAAGGGAAAGAGGAGAAACCAGGAGCUGGCUGUCCAGGAGGGGGCGGAGAGUGACGACACUACCUCAAUGUCAGCCCUCAACAUGGGCGGAGAGGACAGCCAAGACCCCCUGGAUAACGCGAAGCGGCGUUCGGGGCGCCAGGUCAAGAGGAGGAAGUAUAACGAGGAUUUGGACUUCAAGGUGGUAGACGAUGACGGAGAGACGAUCGCAGUCCUGGGAGCCGGGCGCAUCUCGGCGCUUAACGCCACCGCUCUGGCAUGGCAGACUGAGGAACCACCUGAAGAUGAGGCCAACAUCAUUGAGAAAAUUCUGUCUGUCAAAACAGUGAAGAAAGAGACUUUAUCAUCAGAGGACCAAGCCGAGGAGACAGAGACGUUUUAUGUCAAGUACAGAAAUUUUUCCUACCUACACUGCAAGUGGGCCACUCUGGAAGAGCUGGAGAAAGAUCCCAGAAUCCACCAGAAGAUUAAACGCUUCAGGACCAAACAGGCCCAGAUGAAGCACCUGUUCACCGAGCCCGAUGAGGACUUAUUUAACCCAGACUAUAUAGAGGUGGACAGAGUGCUGGAGGUGGCCGUUACCACGGAUACUGAGACCGGAGAGGAGGUGACCCAUUACCUGGUUAAGUGGUGCAGUCUGUCCUACGAGGAGGCCACGUGGGAGCUGCAGGAGGACCUGGACCCGGAGAAGAUCAAAGAGUUUGAGGGGAUCCAGAAACUGCCACCAGACCUCCGACACAUGGAGCGUCCUCCUCCGGAGAAAUGGCAGAAGUUGGACCACUCCAGAGAUUACCGGAAUGGAAACAUGCUCAGAGAAUACCAGUUAGAGGGGAUGAACUGGUUACUGUUCAACUGGUACAACAGAAAAAACUGCAUACUGGCCGAUGAGAUGGGGCUGGGAAAGACCAUCCAGUCCAUCACCUUUCUGUACGAGAUCUUCAGCAUGGGGAUCCGCGGGCCCUUCCUCAUCAUCGCCCCCCUGUCCACCAUCACCAACUGGGAGAGGGAGUUUCGCACGUGGACGCACAUGAACGUCAUCGUGUACCACGGCUCGCAGAUCAGCCGGCAGAUGAUCCUGCAGUACGAGAUGUUUUACAGGGACCCACAGGGUAACACUAUCCCAGGUGUGCUGAAGUUCCACGGGGUGAUCACCACCUUCGAGAUGAUCAUGGCUGACUCUCCGGAGCUGAAGAAGCUCCACUGGCGCUGCGUGGUGAUCGACGAAGCCCACCGCCUGAAAAACAGGAACUGCAAACUACUGGAGGGACUCAAGCUCAUGAACCUGGAACACAAGGUUCUGCUGACAGGGACCCCUUUGCAGAACUCAGUGGAGGAGUUGUUCAGCCUGUUGAAUUUCCUGGAGCCGCUGCAGUUUCCUUCCGAAAGCACCUUCCUGGAAGAAUUCGGAGACCUCAAAACCGAUGAACAGGUGAAGAAGCUCCAGGCCAUUCUGAAGCCCAUGAUGUUGAGGAGACUGAAGGACGAUGUAGAAAAAAACCUGGCGCCUAAACAAGAGACCAUCAUAGAGGUGGAGCUGACCAACAUUCAAAAGAAAUAUUACCGAGCCAUCUUAGAGAAGAACUUCUCCUUCCUGUCCAAAGGAGCAAACCAGCACAACAUGCCCAACCUCAUUAACACCAUGAUGGAGCUCCGCAAGUGCUGCAACCACCCCUACCUUAUCACAGGAGCGGAGGAGAAGAUUCUGGAAAGCUUCAGGAAGUACCACAGUCCGGACGCGCUGGACUUCCAGCUGCAGGCCAUGAUCCAGGCCGCUGGUAAACUGGUGCUGAUCGACAAGCUGCUGCCCAAACUGCUGGCCGGGGGACACAAAGUCCUGGUCUUCUCCCAGAUGGUCCGCUGUCUGGACAUCAUGGAGGACUACCUCAUACAGAGACGCUACACGUACGAACGCAUUGACGGCCGCGUGCGAGGGAACCUGCGGCAGGCGGCCAUCGACAGGUUCUGCAAGCCCGACUCGGACCGCUUUGUUUUCCUGCUGUGCACCCGAGCCGGAGGGCUGGGAAUCAACCUGACGGCUGCAGACACCUGCAUCAUCUUCGACUCCGACUGGAACCCCCAGAACGACUUGCAGGCCCAGGCACGCUGCCACCGGAUUGGCCAGAGCAAAGCGGUGAAAGUAUACAGACUGAUCACGAGGAACUCGUACGAGAGGGAAAUGUUUGACAAGGCCAGUCUGAAGCUGGGAUUGGACAAAGCCGUCCUCCAGGACAUCAACCGCAAGGGAAGCCUCAACGGGGUUCAGCAGCUUUCGAAGCUGGAGGUGGAGGAUCUGUUGAAAAAAGGAGCAUACGGAGCACUGAUGGACGAGAAUGCCAGUUUCAUCUCAUCUGGUAACAGAACGGACAUUUCUCUGGACGACCCCAACUUCUGGCAGAAAUGGGCCAAGAUCGCUGAGGUGGAGAUCGACUCCAAAUCGGAGAAGGAGUCCCUGGUGAUCGACACACCUCGGGUGAGGAAACAGACCCGUCACUACAACUCCUUCGAGGACGACGAGCUGAUGGAGUUCUCGGAGCUGGACAGCGACUCGGAGGAGCGGCCGUGCAGGACUCGCCGCCUGGGCGAGCGCAGCCGGCGGUACCUCCGUGCCGAGUGCUUCCGGGUUGAAAAGAACCUGCUUAUCUUCGGAUGGGGUCGGUGGAAGGACAUCCUGAACCACGGGCGGUUUAAAUGGCACCUGGCAGAGAGAGACAUGGAGGUGAUCUGUAGGGCUCUGCUGGUCUACUGCCUGAGACACUACAAAGGCGACGACAAGAUCAAGAGCUUCAUCUGGGAUCUGAUCACACCCACCAAGGAGGGCCAGGACCAGGCGCUGCUCAAUCACUCCGGUUUAUCGGCUCCGGUUCCUCGCGGUCGGAAGGGGAAGAAGCUGAAGAACCAGCUGAAUGUUUCGGAGGUGAAGAACGCUGACUGGCUGGUCCACUGUAACCCUGAGGUGGUGCUGCAGGACGAGAGCUACAAGAAGCACCUCAAACAACACUGCAACAAGGUGCUACUGAGGGUGCGGAUGUUGUACUACCUAAAGGUGGAGGUGUUGGGUGACGCUACCAAUCAAGCCCAGGAGGGGAUACCAGCCAGUAAACUGGAGGUGUCGCUACCCGACAUCGACUACAUAGAGAUUCCAGCUACGUGGUGGGAUGCCGAAGCUGACAAAUCUCUCCUCAUAGGAGUCCACAAACACGGCUACGAGCGGUACAACGCCAUGCGUGCAGAUCCAGACCUGUGUUUCCUGGAGAGAGUGGGGAUGCCAGACGUCACCGCGCUGUCUGCUGAGCAGGGAGGAGGGGAGGGGGCCCCCGACAUGGCCGACAGCGUGUGCAAAACGGAGGAGGCGAAGGACGAGAGUGAAAGCAAAGCUGACGGAGGGGAGGACAGAGACGAGAGCAGCAAGGGAGAGGAAACCUGCUCCAGCACGGAUACCUCCGACAAGCCUGACAGCACCGGUCCAGACUCCCAGAUGUCAGGUGACUUGUGCGCCCAGGAUGCGACAUUGGUCACCACCACCACGACAACGGGAACAGGGACUGGGGUGGCGUCUCUCCAUGUGGUCCAAGCCCGGCCCCUCUGGCCCACCGGCCCCGCCCUGACGGCCCGUUUACGCCGCCUGAUCACCGCCUACCAGCGCUUCACGCUGCGCCGCGAGCCGCUGCUCCGGCACGACUUCCUGCUCCACGACGGCCUCGUCGGCAUGGGGAUGGGAGGGGCCGCAGCCGGAGCCGCUCACAGCCAUCACGCCGCCGGGCCGCUGGCGUGGCAGCUGGGCGAGGAGCUCAGGCGGUGCUCGGUGGUCGCCACGGAACCCGACCCCUUGUUCCUGGAGUGGCAGAGAAGGUGGACUCGUCGAGAGCAAGCAGAUUUUUACCGCACCGUGUCAUCAUUCGGGGUGGUGUACGACCCAGAGAGGAAGUCCUUCGACUGGUCCCAGUUCAGAGCGCUGGCCCGACUGGAGAGGAAGACGGACGAGAGUCUGGAGAAAUACUUCAACUCCUUCGUCAACAUGUGUAGGACGGCCUGCAAACUGCCUCCGAGGAAGGAAGAAGCUGCAGCCCUCAUGUCCCUCCUGGGGACCUCGUUCCUGGGGAACAUUACUGCCCCAUGCUGGUGGGAGGAUUCAGGGCUGGUGGAUCCCGCUGUGCUGGUGGAGCCUCUGACCGAAGAGAGAGCUGCCCGGACUUUAUACCGCAUCGAGCUGCUCCGGAAGAUCAGAGAGCAGGUUCUCCGUCACCCGUUGCUCUCGGCCCGCCUCCAGCUGUGCCGCCCCUCCCUCUACCUUCCAGUCUGGUGGGAGUCUGGCAAACACGACCGCGACCUCCUGAUCGGGGCGGCGCGCCACGGCCUGAGCCGCACCGACUUCUACAUCCUGAACGACCCCCAGCUGAGCUUCCUGGAAGCUCACAGGAACUACGUCAGGGGGCACCCAGCUCAUCUUCACCCCCAGAGCCACCACCACCCGGGCUUGGUGACUCACUCUAGCAUCACUUCUUCGUCGUCCUCGUCUAAUCCGCAGCUGCCUCUGCCUCACUGCUGCCUGUAUGAUUCGGGUCUGGGUCGCCACUCCCCUCAGCCCCCCGAGUAUCCCCACCAGUCCUCUCACCACCACCACCACGCCCACCACCAGCAUCACUCCGUGCCUCCAUCGGCUCCUUCUCCUUCCUCUUCCUCCUCCUCUCACCCUCACCUCCAACCUCUGCCGUUGGACGCCCAAAAUUCUGCCUCCCCAAGUCUGGGAAUAGUUCCUGGCUCCCGGGGAGAUUUCCUCGACUGUCCCCCUCUGGAUGAAACCCUGGAGCUGGGUGUGCUGCAGCAUGACCCCCUGUCUGCAGAUGCUUUACACGGAGGGAAGGCGUCCAAAGACGCCCUCAACGGUUUCCCGUUCAAUUCGGCGGCGGGGGGCCAGAGCAUGCUCAACUCGUACGGCGUGGGGGGAACGGACCUCGAUUUGAAACUAAGGAGUGACGUGCUUGUAGGUGAGCAGGGCUCCUCAGAGGAAACGGGCCUGAUGGCGCCAUCAGUGGAGCUGGAUCAGUUACAGGCUCCCUGGGACGGCACGGACCACUCCAGUCCAGCUCACCACAUGUUCAAUGAAUCGGAUCCCAUCCUGGGUCCUCCCACUCUGGAGACCGGCUUCCUGGAGGACGAGGAGGCCCAGGGGGGAGACCGGGGAGGGGAGGAAGGGGGAACUCUGGAGGAGUGUCUGGGCCUUCCACCCUCAUCCUCCCCCUCCCACCCGUCUGCAGGAGAUUCUGUGGAGCCGCUGUCCUCAAGUUAUAUGCUCUUCAAGGACAUUGGCGUGAGCGAGGAACCCAGCGCAGAUCAAACGGACCUGUCAGCGAGCCCCCCUCCUCCCUACGUCCCCCCUCCUCCCCUCUCUCUGUCUGGCAUCACUGGCCACGAGCCGCAGGAUAGGCUGGGCCACUCUGACGUCGCCGAGAGCCUGGCCAAUGCCGUGGAAGGAGGAGAAGGCCAGGAAGUAGGCGUAGGGUUCGAGUUUGAUGACAAGGAGGAAGAAGUGGAAGACUUGUCCAGGGCCGCCAUGGAGCACAACUUGGAAAAACAGAGCGAUCACUGUCUGGGAGGAGAGGAGUGUGAUGCAGACCAAGGCGCAGACCAAGGUUUGGGAGUCAUGGAUCCACCCAUGGACGGGAUCGUGCCAGAGCCGGGCCUUGGAGAACAGGACGAACAAGACCUUCAGGAGAGCUUCGACCAGGCCGAGCAUGAAGUGGAGUUGCCGCGAGACGUGCAUCCGUAUCUCGGGAAGCUGGGACAGGAGGGUAGCCUCGCGUGUCCUGAGUCUAUUGAAGAGCCUGGAGAGGAAGUGGGCGGGUUGAUCCUGUAUCAGACGGUGGAGGAAAACUCUCUUGACACCGAAACGUUGAUGGGCAGCGCAGCUGGAGAGGACGGACCAGCGGAGUGCGCAGAUCUGGCAGAUCAAGUGGACGAGAUCUCUGAAGGGCAGAUGGAUCACGUUUCUCUUAUGGAUGUCGCAGUGGUUGGACCCGGCGAUGAAACGGCAGCGAGCCAAUUCGACGUCAAACCCGACGAGAUGGUGCUGCAGAGCGUUUACUCGGAAUACGCCCAACCCUCCUGCCCUACUGCGUCUGUCUCAUCCCCCACAGUCGCAUCAAAGUCUGAUGAAAGCACCGCAACGAGCGGCGGCGCCGGAGUCAAAAAGGAAGUCUCCAUGGAUCAGGCGAACUACGAGGGUACAGUUGAAGAUCUGAACUCGCCAGACCACAGCAGGGACUGUAAGAAUCGAGUCCUGACAUUCUCCCUUCAUCCAGAGAGCAAAGACGAUCUGCUCGAGCAAAAUGAAAUCAGAAUUGCCCCGACUCUACCUGCAAACAGUAUUGACACGAAGCCGCCCGAUCUUAAAUUUUCUCUGUUAUCAGACCGAGGUGUUGAGAAGAAACCACAGCAACUGGAGCUGCCAGUCAAGGUAGAGGAGACCAAGACGGCUGUCGAUGUCUACCCCGACAGCUCCGAACUCAAACAUGGAAAAUUCCUUUCCUACUGCGUGAAGUCGGAAAACGUGGUGACCAAAGCUGAGCAGUUAGACUAUCCUGUCAAACCAGAAACGCCGGAGACUAAAGCCGAAGAUCUAAGCUUUCCCGUGAAGCCUGAGAGCUUGGACCGUAAACCCGAAAUCCUGCAGUUCGCCGCCUACUCAGAGGGCGCCCAAAUCAAAUCUGAAGCGAAACCAGUAGCCCUCCAGUUCGCUGUGUAUACAGACGGAGCUAAGCUGAAGACUGAGCCCGAGCCAGAGGAUUUAAGGUUAACGGCCUUCCCUGACACCUCUGCCAUCAAGCCCGAAGCCAAGCCAGAGGCUCUGGAGUUCCCGACCUACCCAGACAGCUCGGAGAUCAAACCCCAGGCCAAGCCGGAGCACCUGGAGCUGACAGCGCUACCCCAGAUCAAAGCCGAGGCCAAGCGAGAGCUGCUGGAGGCAGACAGCACCGUCCUGACCCCAAAGCUGGAGCAGGCAGACGGGCUGCUGGACGCCUCGGAGAGUCUGGGGGGGAAAGGCCCCGUGAAGGAGGAGAGGCCAUCUACACCAGUGGCCGUGGUGGAAGGUUACGCGGGCAGCCCCAGGUUUGCAGCUCCUAUUUCCAUGUGUGAGAUCCCCGACAGCCUCCAUGACACCCGGGAGCCCACCAUCGCCCAGUUGCUGCAGGAGAAAGCACUGUACUCGUUUUCUGAGUGGCCCAAGGACCGGGUUAUCAUCAACCGCCUGGACAGCAUCUGUCACGCCAUCCUGAAGGGGAAGUGGCCUUCGUCAAGUGAGCAGUACGACUCGCCCGGCUCCCUGGUGGCCAACUCUUGCCUGGCCAACAGUUUAGCCCAGCAGCAGCAGCAGCAGCAGCAGCACCACCGGGCCAGCUUUCUCCCCACCACGGCCUCCAGCUCGGUCCCAGGCCAGGCCAGGGCUCAGCAGACCAACCUCGGCCUGGGCUUCUCCAUCCCUCCCCCUCUCACAAGACUACCUAAGUACAUGUCGCGGGGCGGCGCAUGUGGGCGCGGAGCUUGGCGCCUCAACUCCUUGCCUCUCUUACAGGAGAGGCUCGUGGCUCCUCCGUACCUCCCCGAGCUCAAACGAGCGGGGGGUCGGCGGUCAUUUGACUACGAAGCCGCUGCCGCUGCAGCCGCCGCCAAGGUUUUAGCCGGGAAAUCGGCAUGCCAUGCCGCCGCCACCACGAGCUCCGGCGGCGCUACUCCGGUGGUGGCGCCGCCCUCUCACCGCACGGGAGCUGCCAUGUUGAUCAACGGCUGGCAAGAAACGGCCAUAGAUCUGACCAAGGCGUCCGGAGAAAUAAGCACCACCAGUGGCGCCGGGACGGGAGAAGCAGUCGGCCACCACGGCGCCGGCAGCUGUCACAAGCUGCCGCCUCCGCCGCCGCCCCCCAUCACCGCGCCGCUGCAAGGCUCUGUGGGAAUGGACAUGGCGGGGAUACUGCAGGCAGGGCUCAUCCAUCCUGUUACGGGCCAAAUAGUUAACGGAAGCCUGAGGGGAGAUGACUCACUGAGGAGGAGGAGAGGGAGGAGGAGAAACGUGGAAGCACUGUACUCUGAGUUCACCAAGAGCAGAGGACUGCACCUCCCAGAGACACAGGGCCGAUUGGAAGUGAUCAGCCACUCCUCCGUCUCCUCCUCCACCUCCUCGCCGUCCCCGUCUCCCUCCGAGCGCCCCGCUGGCCCCCCCACGCCGUCCUCCUCCUCCACCCCCACCCCCACCCAGACGCCUCCUCAGCCAGAGAUCGUGGCCAUCGACCGAGAGGCGGCCAGCAAAGGUCUGAUCGAGUGGCUGAGACAGAAUCCGGGCUACAGCAUGGAUCUCCCCACGUUCGCCCACUCUGGAGCAGGUCUGUUACAUGGUUUUGUGGAGCGUCCCAAGCAGAGGAGACAUCGCUGUAAAGACCCGACCAAGCUGGAUAUCAACUCUCUGACGGGGGAGGAGAGGGUUCCUGUUGUGCACCGAGGCACCGGACGCAGGCUUGGUGGUGCUAUGGCUCCGGCCAUAAAGGAGCUAUCCCGGUGGCUGGAUGCCAACUCGGAGUACUAUGUAGCUCCAGACUGGGCUGAUGUGGUCAAACACUCUGGUUUCCUCCCCGAGGGGAAGUUCUCUCGGAUCCUGACGGAACCCGUCAACAGAGACCCGGGCUCUCGCCGCCGCGGACGCCGGCCUCGCAGCGAGAUGCCUAAGCCCCUGCUGUCCGUCUCCGACUCGGCCUCAUCCGGCCUCGGCCCCCCGCUCUUCAUGAACGGCGGAUUAAUUGGCAGCAUGGACUCCAUGGUGGCCAUGCAGAACCUCCGGGGUGCUAUUCCUGGGAUUCCCAUCUCCGGCAUCAUGGCUGCUGGAUUCCCACACGGUUUCUCCGCAGCCGUCCAAGCGGGCGGAGCCGCCGGGGACGACGCCAAGAACGGGUUGAGUAUGUUACCCAUGAUGCUGCACGGCAUCCCGCACCCCCAUGGGGCUGGGAUCCCACAACACGCCUUGUUCAGCGUUGGCGCAAUGAUGGCGCACACGCCGCCCCCUCCUCCUCACCCCAGCUCCUCCUCCUCUUCUUCUUCAUCAUUGUCCGCCGCAAAGGUCACCACGACGACGGCGCCGUCGACAUCCGACGCAGCCAGCCCCUCGUCCACCACGCCCGCUGAGAGAGAGAGCGCCGCCUUUUCCGGCUCUGGCAGAGGAGAAAAGGAGCAGGCCCUGGAGGAGAAAGGAGCAGCAGAAGCCAACAAAAGAGCGGCGGAGGCGGCGGCCGUCAUUACCUCCACCAGCAGAGCCCACGUCGGCGCCGCGCACCUCGGAGCCGGCACCGGCAGCCAUCUCACCUUCAACCCCUUCCUGAUCCCGGGCAUGUCCCACGGCCUGCUGUACCCGCACAUGUUCCUGCCCCACGGCGGCAUCAUGGCGCUGCCCGCCAUGCCUCCCGGCCCAGGCGACGGCUCCCCGGGCAGCCCCAAGAGGAGGAAGAAGAGGGAGAAAGAGGAGGAGAGGGAGAAGGCGGCGGCGGGAAAGGGAGAGGAGCGAGAAAGUACAGUCAAGGCUAACGCCAGCUCCUCGUCUCCCUCCGUCCCUCCCUCUACCUCGGCUCCAGACCCAGGCCCGUGCGCGACCGAAGAGGACGGUCCCGCGGAGCCCCAGGAACCGGACUCCCGUAACCCUCCCGAGGGAGCGGCGGCGGCGGAGGAGAGGGAGGAGAGAUUGAAGGACAACGGGGGAGGGGCAACAGAGGAGGAGAAGCGGGACGCUGAGGAGCAGAGACAGGCGGAGGGAGAGGAUGCGUAGAGGAGGAGAAAACUGCGGAGAGACGACCACUUCCCGCUCCCCUCCUCCGGCCUCCCUCGCCGCUCCUCUCUCGACUGAGCAACAGUGUAAAGUUUGUGCCGUGUCUGUCAGUCAAUGUCCAUGUAAAGACUUUUAUUAUGAUGAUGACUAACGAUAACGAUGAUGAUGAUUAUAUUCAACUUAGUUCUGUUUCUAUACCAAGACCCCACCCACCCUGUCCACUCCCUCCUUGUAUACAAAAAAAAACAAAAAAAAACAACCAGUGUAAGAAAUGAUCUUCUGUGUAUUCUCCCCCUUCAUUCUGCAUCGAGACUGAGUCGGGAGGGACACUCAAUAGGAACACACACAGACACACACGCACACACACACACACACACACACUGCAGGCAAGCUUUGCUAACCAAGGAGCAGCGUUGGCGGUAAUGAUUCGGUCAUAAGCUAAAAGUGAUCCGAGGUGGUGUGUUUGCAAAGUUCUGGACUGGUGUGUUUUUGCGCGGACUAGAGGAUGUGUAGCUCAGCUGUCACGAGUUUGGUUCUCUAAAGUCGGUCAAAUUUCUCACCCCAGUUUAUAUACGUUUAUGUUUGAGGUCCAAACCCGAGCCAGAGUACUGUCUUGUUAUGUUUGACUUUUGCCACGCUCCACUAAACUGAGUGAUAUUU
Perca fluviatilis (European perch) is the source of this 11679-nucleotide messenger RNA. It is a transcript of the gene chd6, whose product is annotated as chromodomain helicase DNA binding protein 6. NCBI's taxonomy places the organism in Eukaryota, Metazoa, Chordata, Actinopteri, Perciformes, Percidae. The transcript is spliced from 46 exons. Gene Ontology annotation, molecular function: protein binding; ATP binding; ATP-dependent chromatin remodeler activity. The record is from RefSeq and is a predicted model, not a curated record. Bases 154 to 11019 code for a protein of 3621 amino acids.